Messenger RNA from Penaeus chinensis, 1933 nucleotides. RefSeq names its product cytochrome P450 4C1-like. The transcript is spliced from 11 exons. The record is from RefSeq and is a predicted model, not a curated record. Gene Ontology annotation, molecular function: iron ion binding; monooxygenase activity; oxidoreductase activity, acting on paired donors, with incorporation or reduction of molecular oxygen. Lineage: Eukaryota; Metazoa; Arthropoda; Malacostraca; Decapoda; Penaeidae. The coding region runs from base 58 to 1608 and encodes 516 amino acids.
ACUCUAUUCCAGAUACAGAGGCUACGACGAGUUGCAAAUUACUUCCCCAAGGACAACAUGACGUGGUUGAGAACACCCAACGUCCUGAGGUGGACGUCGACCGACCUGCAGUACGUGGCAGUCACCGUGAUCUUGGCUCUCACCUUCAUUUGGUUCUUCAAGAGGCAGCGGAGGAUAUCAAUGAUCGAGAAGAUUCCGGGACCAAAAGGACUCCCCUUCCUUGGCAAUGCACUGGAUGUCAACCUACCGCCACGAGAACUGUUUCUCAAGAUCUGUGAAUUCUGUGACUACGGCAAGAUAACCAGAGUAUGGCUUGGCCCUCAGCCUUACUGCCUUAUCUCCGGGGCGAAGGUGACGGAGGCAAUUCUGAGCAGCCAGAAGCACCUGGACAAGAGCCGUGACUAUGACUUCCUGCAUCCUUGGCUGGGCACGGGUCUCCUCACGUCCACAGGCUCCAAGUGGCACUCGCGAAGGAAGCUCUUGACACCCGCCUUCCACUUCAAGAUUCUGGAGGAUUUUGUGGAGGUUUUCAAUCAACAAAGUAACUGCAUGGUCCAGCGACUGCAGAAGAAAGCCGAUGGGAAGACCUUUGACAUCUUCCCUUACAUCACCCUCUGCGCUCUCGACGUCAUCUGUGAGACUGCCAUGGGUCGUGUACUUGGGGCUCAGGCGGACAUUGAGUCGCAAUAUGUCAAGGCUCUUUACAGAAUUGGAACCCUCGUGCAGCAGAGGCAAUCCCGUCCUUGGCUGCAACCAGACAUUCUCUUCAAGCUUUCCGGUUACCAGAAGGAGCACGACGCCUGCCUCAAAGUGCUCCACGAAUUCUCCAACGAGACCAUCAAGAGCAGACGCCUAGACUACCUGGAAAGGCAGAAGAAUAAGGAUCAGAACACGGCAGAGGACGAAGCUAUCGGCAAGAAGAAGCGACUCGCCUUCUUGGACCUUCUGCUGGAGUACUCGGAGAACGUCUCGCGGCUCUCGAACGAGGACAUCCGCGAGGAGGUCGACACCUUCAUGUUCGAGGGGCACGAUACCACGGCCGCCGCCAUCAACUGGUCGGUCUACCUUCUCGCCAGCAAUCCCGAAAUUCAGACCCGCGUCCACGAGGAAUUAGACUCGAUCUUCGGAGGCUCGGAUCGCCCCAUCACCAUGGCCGACCUGAGAGAAAUGAAACUAACGGAGAACUGCAUCAAGGAGGCGCUCCGGCUGUUCCCCUCCGUGCCCUUCCUCGCUCGCGAACUCAAGGAGGAUGUCGUUGUCGACGACUACUGCAUCCCCUCUGGCACCACGGUGACGGUGGUGACCUACCGCCUCCACCGCGACCCGGAACAGUUCCCUAACCCGGAAGUCUUUGACCCUGACCGCUUCCUGCACGAGAACUGUAAGAGUCGUCAUCCUUAUGCGUAUGUCCCCUUCAGCGCUGGUCCAAGGAACUGCAUUGGCCAAAAGUUCGCCCUAAUGGAAGAGAAGAUACUGUUAAGCCACAUCAUGCGUAGUUUCCGCGUGGAGAGCACCGUCAAACGAGAGGACCUCAGGCUCAUCGGAGAGCUCGUCCUGCGCCCCGAGAAUGGGAAUCAUGUCAAGCUUUUCCCGAGAGAAGCUCACUAGGGCUGCCAAUCUGUCAAACGGGUAGUCAGAGAAGCACGUGACAAGAAGCCCGUGUAUCGAUGACUGCUGAACGGUGGUGAAGAAAUUUGAAGUUUAUUUAACACUAACAGGAGGCGAUAUUUUGUCAAUGAAAUGAGUCGCCAAGAGGAUUUGUUACCAAUUUGAUUGUUUUGUGAGGAUUUAUAAUAUUCUCUCAUUUUAAUUUAAACAGAUACACACACACACACACACACACACACACACACACACACACACACACACACACACACACACACACACACACACACACACACACACACACACACACACACACACACACACACAC